GAACUGGUCGCUGUGUUUGUGUCAGUAUCUAUUUAUAGACCAGGGCACUAAACAAGUUGAAUCCACAGAUCCUGACCUCAAGAACGUUGGCUUCAUAUUUUCUUGAUGGCAUCGACAACCACCAAACUCACCUUUCUAUCUCGAGGAGGAUCACUACUACUGCAGACGUCGAAAUCCUCUUCCCAAAAUACAAAACAUGUACAUAGACAAGUUUCCCGCCUCUUGGCUACUCUCAGACGAUCGGCAGUGGCAGAAAAUGCUCAUAAAAGGUCAUUCAGUACCUCCAGUUCGACAAAAACUAUUUUCAAGAGCAGUCUGCAAGAUCUGGAACUACCGAAGAAACCUCUUGGCGAAUAUUUACUUCAAAAGUUUGAUAAUUUCGGCGACAAAACAGCACUGGUCGACUUCGCCAGUGGCAAGACAUAUUCUUACCCUGAGCUUAAAGCAGCAAUUAUUCGUGUGGCUAGUGCUCUCAACAAACUUGGUUACAAGAAAGGGGACACGAUGGCAAUGUAUUCCGUCAACAACACAGAGUACUGCAUCCUUCUCAUAGCGUGUGCAGCUUCUGGGAUUAUACUAACCACAGCCAAUCCGGCGUACACUCCUGCGGAACUUGUUCGCCACUUGAAUCACUCUGGAUCUACUAGUUUGGUUGUAUUCGAAGCUUUAAUGCCCGUUGCUAAGGCAGCUUUGGAUAGUGACCCUAAACUGAAGACAGUCAUCAAGGAAGUGAUAGUCAUCGGCGAAGCAGAAGGUUGUCGUCCAUUUUCUUCGUUAUUAGAGGACGAUGGCAAGUCAUUUCCAGAAAAUCUGAACAUCGAUCCGAUGAAUGAUGUGGUAGUGGUGCCCUACUCCAGCGGAACCACCGGGCUACCAAAGGGAGUACAGCUUACCAAUCAUAACCUUGUGGCUAACCUUCAACAGUUCAGGCCAGUGAUUAAGGUUACCGUGGAAGACACCAGUCUAGGAAUUCUACCUUUCUACCACUGUUACGGUAUGAUCCCAGUCAUGAUGGGCGUGUUCCAGGACGGAGGAAAACUAGUAACUCUCCCGAAAUUCGACCCAGUUAUGUUUCUAAAGGCUAUGUCAGAGCAAAAGGUAACCAUGGCUCAUAUCGUCCCACCAAUCGUCGUAUUUAUGGCCAAACAUCCAGCCGUUUCACAAUUUGACCUCAGUCAUUUAAAGAGAACGGUGGUGGGUGCUGCGCCUUUAGGAGAAGCGAUCACUGAGGAAUUUACGAAAAGAUUAAACGUUCCAGUAACGCAAGGUUACGGUUUGACGGAGACGUCUCCAGUGUUAGCAGUUGAUACCCUUCCUCCUAAUCCAGGAACCACUGGUCGACUUUUACCUAAUACAAUGGCAAAGGUCGUCAAUCCGGAGACGGGGGCUGAGUUGGGUAUUGGUGAAACAGGAGAGUUGGUAUUCAAGGGUCCACAGAUAAUGAAAGGUUAUCUUAACAAUCAGCAGGCCACAGAUGAAAUGAUAAAGGAUGGUUGGCUGUAUUCAGGUGAUGUAGGACACGUGCGAGAAGACGGUUGUUUAGUCAUCACCGACCGACUUAAGGAACUCAUAAAGUACAAAGGAUACCAGGUUCCCCCGGCCGAGUUAGAGGAUCUAUUGCUCAAACAUCCGAGUAUUCAGGACGCGGCUGUUAUAGGUGUCCCGGAUGAGAAUGCAGGGGAGCUACCCAGAGCUUACGUAGUGCCUAAGCCUGACCAAACACUGAGUGAAGAGGACGUAUGCAAGUUUGUUGAAGACAAUGUAUCAGCGUACAAAAGACUACGAGGUGGAGUAGAGUUGAUGAAGGAAAUUCCAAAGUCGCCAUCAGGCAAAAUCCUGCGACGAAUUCUCAGGGACGAAUUCAGCGCGAAAGUAUGAUGACGUGUCAUAGAUUGAUAACAUACAUAUUCAUAAGAACAUUUAGUAUAUGUCAUUUUAGUUGUAGCGCCUUACAUUAAUGAUAUUUGUUUUUUUAUUUAUGAGAAAUUGACAUCGAAAAAUGAAAUUAUCAAUAGUCCUGAUAUUUCAUGAAAUUCUUUUCACAGAAUAGGAAAUGUUUUAAUACACUGAUAAGCUAGGCUCCAAAAUUGUGAAUACUUCCGUUUUAACAAUAAACUUAACCAAGAAAUAACAUAUUGAAAUUUGCAAGAGUGUUGCAAGGGAAAGUAACAUUAGACAUAUUAACCCUUUAGUAUUACAUUUUAUUUGAUAGAAUAUGGUAUAGUAUGACACAUUAUGAUAUGCGGAUUACAUUUAUUCUAUGGUUAUCACAUGCUAAUUUUUGUUUUAAUUUGUUUAAAAUGGGAUUACUUCAAUAGCACACCAAUAGAAAAAGUACCAUUAGCUGUACAUUAAGGAAGAACUAAAUGAAUGUUAUUUUCUCAUAAUCUCUACAGCAAGGGGGAUAAGUUAUUUUGCUAUGAUAUAACAAAAAUAUAUAAGCAGUGCCUUUUUAUACGUCCCUCAUUAUAAUGCUGAUGGAGUGAUACAUGUUACAUCUGUGACAUUGAUAAUUGUUUUGCAAUCGAUUUAAUUUUGUAUUUACUAAUAGCCGUUUAAACGAUGUUUUUUCAAGAUUGCUAUUGUAUACUAAGUGUCUGUCUUCAAAGAAGGUUUAGAUAAUGAAAGUGGCUCUAAAUCUAUGGAAAAAAAUUAUUGUUUCAGAUUCGAAAUGAUAUAUAUCAUUUUUGUUUUUAAGAACUUAUUACAAGUUUCUUGAACCAUUUCAGUAUUUACAAUUUUACUGUAGCAUGCAGACAUUUAACCACCUACGUCUUUGUGAGGAAUAAUGUAACUAUAAUUAAAAUCAUCCUAAGAUGAUAUUGAGAGGGAAAAUGUAAUAUAUACUAUUGUGCAUCUUUAGUACGAAAUAUUGAUCAAAAUAAAUGUUUUACCAAUAACAUUCUCUUAAAUCCAAUGAUACGUAUAUUUUAUUUUGCUAUUACGUGUUUUUGUUUUACUUUUUUGUGUAUAUAAGAAAUUCACACGAGUGUCAUUAUUCAUUAAUGCUCAUGAGUGGUAUAUACACGUGUUUGAGAAAUAUGUAAGAGACAUAACUUAGUUAUGUACAUGUAGACAAAUUAUCCGGAACACUUGGUCUUGGUGGGUCUCCAUGUAAAUUUUAGUUUCCUAGUUUCAUCGAAUCCGAGUUUGUAUGAAAAUGCUGCUGGCGUUUUCUUUCUGUUCUUACUUGUCGUUUAUUUGUGUGUUUUUUUUUAUCUAGCAUUGAAGUAUGUGAAGAUUAACAUAAUCGUUACUUAGUAUUAAUUUUCUAUAACCUCACAAUGUUAAUUUGUGGAUAAUAUCAAUUUUAUAGAUAUUCAUAAAGAUGGCUAGGGGUACACAACAUUGAGGUUUAUAAAUGUGCAUAUAUAGAUAUAUAUGAAAAUCAUAUUUUUAUAUAUUUCAUUAAAGCUAACUGUGUGAAUGAUAUUGCCGAAGUGUGUAAACGGUAUUAAUUUUUAAAACAAAUUUGUAGAAUAAAGACGGUUAAAUAGUC
This is a messenger RNA of Ylistrum balloti, 3499 nucleotides long. RefSeq lists its product as uncharacterized. The transcript is spliced from 12 exons. The record is from RefSeq and is a predicted model, not a curated record. The coding region runs from base 106 to 1878 and encodes 590 amino acids. NCBI's taxonomy places the organism in Eukaryota, Metazoa, Mollusca, Bivalvia, Pectinida, Pectinidae. Gene Ontology annotation, molecular function: CoA-ligase activity.